CUCGCAUUGCAUUAAAGAUCUCACUAUAAUUCUCCCCUCCUUGAUACUUUAACUCUUAAUUAUCCCGUUUCAAACCCUCGUUCAAUGGGUUCACUUGCGUUGCCCGGUCCGUGCCUGGCGAUUUAUAUUAUUGACCCUUAGCCUUGGCCUCUGCAGAUGACUUGGGAAACUUAUCUCCUAAUCCCUAAAGUACCAGUCAUUUUCACAAGAAUCUAUCCUCCCAGGGCUGUACACCACGGGAAGAGAGGCAUCCUUUGACUACCUGAUGCUCGGAGAUCUGACAUGAGCCAUCGCAUCUGCCUUGUCUCCUCAUUUUAAGGAAGUCUAGCACCCUCUCAAAGUCAUACGAUUCUGCCUUCAUUCAACGUCUCAAUAUGGUCCUCCCAAGAGUCCAUGUCAAUGAUAAAAGCCCCAUGUCCGAGGACAACAACACAAAAGACGGCAACCUCGUCAAGCAACAAUCAGAACAGUUCAGUGCCCCAACAAGAAAGUCACUGCAUCAGAACAUCUUCGGAAAGCUUCGUCCUCUCCCUUUCCAGUAUCAUUGGACUGUUUGGUAUGACAAGCACUCCGACUCCAGCGAUUACGAUAACAGACUAUACGUCCUUCACGAAGAUGUCGCCGACAUUGCGACCUUCUACCGGGUCUACAACAACUAUCCAUGGGAGAAAGUCCGCCUCAGAGAUACGGUACAUAUCUUCCGCAAGGGCGUGCGUCCUGUGUGGGAAGAUCAGGAGAACCUGAAGGGAGGAUGUUGGAAAUUCCGGGUUCCGAAGAGCAAGGCGCAGGAGUUCUUCCAUGAGAUUGCUAUCCUCUGUAUGGCAAAUGAGUUUCAAGCUAUUCUUGAGCAAGAACAUGACCAUGUCCUUGGAGUUUCAACUUCAGCCCGGUUCAACACUCACCUGAUCUCGGUGUGGAAUAAGCUAGGUUCCAAUGAACGUUCCAUCAAAGCAUUGGAAAAGACUAUUCUUGAUCGAUUGUCGCCGGAGCUGCGACCUACUGGUACCGGAUCCAAUGCGUAUUUCUACAAGCGUCACGACGAGAACGAGGGUUAUCAGGAAGCUGUUCAGCGGGUGGCUUCCGAGAAUUGAUGGGUUCCUUUAAUGGAUAUACCGUGUUAUACUAAAAUAGUUGAUACUCUUACUCGCUCUUUUCUUGGUCUAAGCAAUUUGGAUAUCUUCACUUAUGCGCUAGUGGUAUAGCGCUACUUAUCAAGACGGGGAUCGAUCAAUUCCUUAAACGCUACAUUUCACCCUCAAGGAACUUUAACUGCUUUGGCGUCGUUCAUGGGAUAUCUAACUAAUUAUUUAUUAGCACUCGUUUUUGCGGUGUUUAUUACUAUUAUAUAUGUUUCGUUUUGGAAUUUAAAGUAGUGUACAUAGUUCGUUUAUAUGAACACAUUGCAGUUCUAA
Molecule: messenger RNA, 1412 nt
Organism: Aspergillus alliaceus
Lineage: Eukaryota; Fungi; Ascomycota; Eurotiomycetes; Eurotiales; Aspergillaceae
Product: eukaryotic translation initiation factor 4E
Exons: 3
Coding region: 375-1091 (238 amino acids)
Biological process (GO): translational initiation
Cellular component (GO): eukaryotic translation initiation factor 4F complex
Molecular function (GO): translation initiation factor activity; RNA 7-methylguanosine cap binding
Source: RefSeq, a predicted model, not a curated record